UGCGGCGGCCGCGGCGGCUCUCGGACCAGAUGGUGCCAACCGGGUUCGCCGAGCUCCGGGGAGCGGCCGUGAGACUCAGGCUGCGGAGGACUUGGUUCUCUGGGGUCGCUGUUUGGGAGAGCCCUCUCACCCUCCCUGUGACCCGAGCAGUUGGUACUACCGGGACGCCAGCCCGCCCCUUUCCAGCGUAAACCCCGGGUGAAGCCGCGCCCACCGCCGGUCUGGCCUGAGCUGCCGCUGCCGGCCCGGCCUUCUCCGAGCCGCGGCCCCCGCUCCCUGGGGCGGCCCGGGCUCGGCCUAGACCCGCAGACGGUGGACACCCAAGAACCCGUCCAGAGCUGCCUUCGUGGAAGGGGAGCCGCGAGCCGCCCGCGACAGAUUGCUCCUGCCGGGCCUGAGCCCUGCUACGAAGUCGCUACAAACCAGGACGUCUACAGAUGACAAGUAAGUUCUUUUGCUACUAAGCCUUCAGCAAUUAUGGCAAUACCUUGGAAGAAAGCCCUUCUGCUACUUCUAACAUCCCAAGCACUGUCCUUAGUGAAUAGCAUUGAGGAGGAGGAAGUACCUGAAGAAUGGAUUCUCCUGCAUGUGGUGCAGGGCCAGAUUGGAGCUGGAAAUUAUAGCUAUUUGAGACUAAAUCAUGAAGGGAAAAUAGUUCUUCAAAUGAAAAGCUUAAAAGGUGAUGCAGAUUUGUAUGUAUCUGAUACCACACUUCACCCAAGUUUUGAUGAAUAUGAAUUACAGUCUGUAACUUGUGGCCAGGAUGUUGUUUUCGUGCCGGGACACUUCCAGCGCCCUGUGGGAAUAGGUAUCUAUGGACAUCCAUCUCACCUUGAGAGUGAAUUUGAAAUGAAAGUAUAUUAUGAUAGAACGGUUGUAGAAUAUCCAUUUGGUGAAGCAACUUAUGCCACAGAUGGUAAAGCUACAAGCCAAAAGCAGCCUUAUACACCAGAAGAUACGUCUCAAGAUGAAGAAUCCAUUGUUUGGACAAUAAUAAUUGGCAUUUUGAAACUAAUACUUGAGGUUCUUUUUUAAUGUCAUUGGACAGACAUACACUGGAAUACAGUAUCCUUAACCUGUGAAGUGGAUUGUGGUUUGCUGUGAACAUUGCUACUUUUUAUAUGUUUCAGGAAAUAUAGGGUUCAGGGUAUCUUUUU
Molecule: messenger RNA, 1157 nt
Organism: Trichosurus vulpecula (common brushtail)
Lineage: Eukaryota; Metazoa; Chordata; Mammalia; Diprotodontia; Phalangeridae
Gene: C7H6orf120
Product: chromosome 7 C6orf120 homolog
Exons: 2
Coding region: 478-1035 (185 amino acids)
Source: RefSeq, a predicted model, not a curated record